UCUUUGCCCCAAGUGCUCUCUUUUGAUGUCGAAUAUAAUCUGUUUUGUGAUUUUCUUGCAGAGGUGCCCAGCUUCAACAUCCUUCCGAGGAAAACUCCUCUUAAAAAGCAGACAGGGGCUACCUCCAGCUCGACCGGGGGUCAAGCUGAGAGGUCGACUGCUUUCUCUGGGUCUCGACCGGAGCCACAGACGCGAUCACCUCCGCGAGAGACCCCCUUGCCACCGCCUCCGCCGCCAGGGCCACAGCAACAACAACAAUAACAAUAGCAACAACAACAACCGCAACCACCGCCGAAACACCAACAACGCACAAACUCCUCCGCCUCCCCCCGGCAAAACUUCUCAGCACACCUCUACCUCUGCCUCUAACACCAAGGCCUCGACCACCACCAAAGCCUCGACCACCUCCAAAACCGAUGACCGUCAAAAGACUGCUGAUCGCCAGCACAAGCCCGACGACCGCCAAAAAACUACUGAUC
This is a messenger RNA of Striga hermonthica, 479 nucleotides long. The record is from the annotation of a GenBank genome assembly. NCBI's taxonomy places the organism in Eukaryota, Viridiplantae, Streptophyta, Magnoliopsida, Lamiales, Orobanchaceae.